Molecule: messenger RNA, 1182 nt
Organism: Humulus lupulus (European hop)
Lineage: Eukaryota; Viridiplantae; Streptophyta; Magnoliopsida; Rosales; Cannabaceae
Exons: 3
Coding region: 1-1182 (393 amino acids)
Source: RefSeq, a predicted model, not a curated record
AUGUUCUUGGAACGAUAUUUUCCAGCAUCUAAAGUUGGAAGCAUCAAGAAAGAGAUCUGCGGUAUAAGGAGUAUGAUAGAUGUAGCCAGUGGGGGUGCACUAGUUGAUAAGACUUCUGCUGCAUCUAGGAGCUUGAUUUCUAAUAUGGUUUCCAACUCACAACAGUUUGGCAUUUGCCAAGACCCAAAUCUACCCCCCAAAUUAGUUAAUGAAGUGAGCACUUCUAAUGUUAAUCUGCUUGGUCAACAAUUGGCUCAAUUAACUGCAGUGGUGCAACAACUUACUUUAGGCCAACAGAUGUACUGUGAACCAUUUUCACAAACUUAUAAUCCUGGCUGGUGUGAUCAUCCAAAUCUUCGUUAUGGGAAUCAACAACAAGCUGCUCCACAGUCUACACCUGCGAGACCACCUGGGUUCACUUUUCAACAGCGGUCUCAACAGAAUUUUGUACCUAGAACUAUGCAAGCACCACAAGCUACUCAACCACUGAGUACAAAACCCUCUAUUGAAGAUUUAAUCAAUGCAAUUGCUACAAAUAUGCUUCAGUUUCAGCAAACUACCCAAGCUUCCAUCAAAAGUUUGGAGAAUCAGGUGGGACAACUAGCGGCAUCAUAUAACAGGUUGGAAGCUCAUCUUUCUAAUAAAUUACCUUCACAACUUGAGAGGAAUCCCAAGGAGAAUGUAAGUGUGCUAACAUUGCAAAGUAGUAUACAAUAUGAGCCACCCACACAACCUUCAUCGCCAGCUCCAGUGCAAAAGCAAGCAGUAGACAACUCCAUCCAUGAUGAACCAUCAAUGCAGAAAAAGUCACAUAAACCAACUAUGCCAACCUAUGUCUCUCGUCCGCCUUUUCCAAGCAGAUUGAAAAUUUUUAAGCAGGAGGAAGCUGACAAGGAAAUUCUUGAGACCUUUCGCAAAGUUGAAGUGAACAUUCCAUUACUUGAUGCUAUUAAACAAGUUCCACGUUAUGCUAAAUUUUUGAAGGAGUUGUGCACGAAUAAGAAGAAAUUGAAGGGUGAGGAAAAGAUAAGCGUGAGGGAGAACGCCUCUGCUGUUCUCCAAAAGAAGCUGCCACCAAAAUGCAAGGAUCCUGGAACCUUUACAAUUCCUUGUAUGAUUGGGAAUAAAAUGAUUGAGCAGUGUAUGAUAGACUUAGGAGCAUCGAUUAAUGUCAUGUCAUAG